This is a messenger RNA of Letharia lupina, 897 nucleotides long. RefSeq lists its product as uncharacterized. The record is from RefSeq and is a predicted model, not a curated record. The coding region runs from base 1 to 897 and encodes 298 amino acids. The transcript has 2 exons. NCBI's taxonomy places the organism in Eukaryota, Fungi, Ascomycota, Lecanoromycetes, Lecanorales, Parmeliaceae.
AUGCUUUUCAAGCCCCUAUCACUAUUGCUCUUCGCUUUGGCCCUCUUGCAUUCAGUCGGUGCUGAGGACACGGUCAGCAGCGGCAACUAUCUCAUCCAUCUGUGCAACUCCGGACAGCCUGACUCCGAAGCAUCCAAGCUGCAAGACCUUCUGCCACAGGUGUACAAUGGAUUACAAAAAGUGAUUGCAGACCUCCAGCUGGGCACCGCUUCCACGCAUGGUUACAGCGCGUUUUUCAAGGACGACUCGAGCAAAGCAAAAAUACUGCGAGUUUAUCAGAGAAUGGCCGUUGGUGCUAGUGUCGCGUUGGGCGGCCAAGGCCGCAAUAUCAAUCCCAUCACUAUACGACACCCAACCUUUGUAUGCGCCAACAACGUCCCAGAAACCGACCUCCUCUACCAACACUGCAUGCAUGCGCCAAACAGCCCACUUAUGAGUUGGAUGCAGACUGAGUUGAUGCCUCUCUGUCCGUUGUUUUGGACAAUCAAGAAACAAGCAAGGCUAUCUGAUUGUCCGCUAGUGGUAGCGAAUACUUUAACCCCGAACGAUGAUCGGUUACUCAAAAACCAGGAGGCUCUUCUUGUUGGCAAUCUGGUGCAUCUUUAUCAUCGAGUUUCUGGCGAUAUGGUUGUCACUAUUACGGACGCUUCUGCGCUGAAUGUUUCGGAGUCCCUGAAGCAUCCGCCAAAUUACGCCCUCUACUAUGCAUGUGAGCACUUAACGCCUAUGGAUGCCAGCGCCAGUGAUAAGAGAUGGGCCGGCAGCAAGCUCGGUGAGCGCGAGUUGUCCGCAAAAUACGGGAGGAACAGGAGGGGCGGACGAAGGGAGUGGAGUGAUCAACACAAGGAGAAGGAGGAUGAUCAACUCAGUAGAGGCACGAUUGUAAGCAUUACUUGA